Messenger RNA from Pistacia vera, 1729 nucleotides. RefSeq names its product trimethyltridecatetraene synthase-like. Lineage: Eukaryota; Viridiplantae; Streptophyta; Magnoliopsida; Sapindales; Anacardiaceae. Gene Ontology annotation, molecular function: monooxygenase activity; heme binding; iron ion binding. Bases 57 to 1595 code for a protein of 512 amino acids. The record is from RefSeq and is a predicted model, not a curated record. The transcript has 3 exons.
ACCACACUGACACUACCACAUCCCAACUUCAUUAAAUCUUUCACUAUAACCCCUCAAUGGAGCUCAUCACCCCCUCUUGGGCCUCCUACUUCGCAGCGUGGCUAGCCACUGUUGCCCUCGUCCUCCUGUCCCGCCGACUCCGUAAACCGAAACUCAAACUCCCUCCGGGGCCAAAACCAUGGCCUAUCAUUGGAAACCUCAACCUUAUCGGUCCACUUCCGCACCGGUCCAUCCACGAGCUGUCGCAGAAAUAUGGGGCCAUUAUGCAUCUCAAAUUUGGGUCAUUCCCUGUUGUGGUGGGCUCUUCUGUUGAGAUGGCGAAAACCAUCCUCAAAACUGAUGACGUCCACUUCGCUGGCCGGCCCAAAAUAGCCGCCGGCAAAUACACCACCUACAAUUAUUCUGAUAUCACUUGGUCACCUUACGGUCCUUACUGGCGCCAGGCUCGCAAAAUGUGCUUGAUGGAGCUGUUUAGCGCUAAACGCCUUGAAUCUUACGAGUACAUAAGGGUGGAAGAGAUGAAAUUGUUGCUUAAAGGGCUGCAGAAGUCAGCUGGGAAGAGUAUUUUGUUGAAGGACUAUCUUUCGGACGUGAGUUUGAACGUGAUUAGUCGCAUGGUGUUGGGGAAAAAAUACACAGACAAGCAUGAAGAGAACGAGAUUGUGACGCCACAAGAGUUUAAGGAAAUGCUUGAUGAGUUGUUCUUGCUCAAUGGGGUGUUGGAUAUCGGGGACUCGAUUCCCUGGCUCGCGUUCUUGGACUUGCAGGGUUACAGAAAGAGAAUGAAGGCUUUGGCGAAAAAGUUUGACAGGUUUUUGGAGCAUGUUUUGGAUGUACAUAACGCGAGGAGGAAAGGUGUGGAGAAUUAUGUUGCGAGAGACAUGGUUGAUGUCCUGUUGCAGCUCGCCGAUGAUCCCAAUCUCGAGGUUAAGCUCGAAAGACAUGGCGUCAAAGCUUUUACUCAGGACUUGAUAGCUGGAGGUACUGAGAGCUCAGCAGUGACAGUGGAAUGGGCCAUCUCUGAGCUAAUAAAGAAACCAGAGAUAUUCGCCAAGGCAACAGAAGAAUUAGACAGAGUGAUCGGAAGAGAAAGAUGGGUUGAAGAGAAAGACAUCGUUAACCUACCGUUUAUCGACGCCAUCGUCAAAGAGACUAUGCGUCUGCACCCGGUGGCACCAUUGCUAGUCCCCCGAAUGACUAGACAAGACGUCAAAGUCGCCGGCUAUGACAUCCCCAAAGACACGCGUGCCCUGGUCAGUGUGUGGACGAUCGGAAGAGAUCCAGAAUUGUGGGAGAACCCGAAUGAAUUUUACCCUGAGAGAUUCAUUGGGAAGUCAAUUGAUGUGAAAGGUCAUGACUUUGAAUUAUUGCCAUUUGGAGCCGGAAGGAGGAUGUGUCCAGGGUACAGUCUAGGACUCAAAGUGAUUCAAUCAAGUUUGGCUAAUCUUCUGCAUGGAUUUGCAUGGAAAUUGCCUGGAAACAUGACCAAAGAAGAUCUAAACAUGGAGGAAAUUUUCGGGCUCUCAACUCCAAGAAAAUUCCCACUUGAAGCUGUUGUUGAACAGAGGCUUGCACCCCAUCUUUACGCUAUGUAAUUUAACUAUGUUAUGGCUUAAUUAGAUUGCCUUAAUCUAUAGAGUAAGAGCAAUUUCAAUAAGGGCUUAAUGGUGAGAGUGUAAUGUGAGUGGAUAAAUUCUGUCACAUCUUGAUUAAUGUAUGCAUAACAGUA